Messenger RNA from Penicillium lagena, 705 nucleotides. RefSeq lists its product as uncharacterized. The record is from RefSeq and is a predicted model, not a curated record. Lineage: Eukaryota; Fungi; Ascomycota; Eurotiomycetes; Eurotiales; Aspergillaceae. The coding region runs from base 1 to 705 and encodes 234 amino acids. The transcript has 3 exons.
AUGAAACUCAUUGUCGCUGGAGCUACUGGUCUGGUGGGCAGAGAGGUCAUCCGUCAGAGUCUGCAGAACAGUCAGGUCACCCAGGUUAUCGCACUUGCCCGGAAGCCCGUUCAGGUCGAAGACGACGUUGAUUCAUCUAAGCUGAAGAGCGUUGUCAUUAGUGACUAUGAGGAGUAUCCAGACCAUGUAAAAGCCGAAUUUGCUGGGGCUGACGCAUGCAUAUGGACUGUUGCGGUAACGCCUUUCAGAACGGGCAGCUUUGACUUUGCCGAGGUCAAACGCGUCUGUCACGAUUGCACUAUAGCAGGAUUCAAGGCCAUGUAUGAGGCUGGACCGGCGCGACCCUUUCGUUUUCUUUACUUCAGCGCCGAGGGGACACCCCGAGAUCCGACACAAAGACCGGUUUUUAAAGGCGACUAUCAAGUCAUGCGUUGCGAGACGGAGCUCAUGGUUCUCAAAUUUCCCCAGGAAUAUGAAAGGGUUGAGGUUUGCAUUGCUCAGCCCGGGGUAGUGACAAAUUCGACAACGUGGUCGAGGGCGACUCUGGGCGCCCUUUGUCGUGUUAUCAAUGUCUUUUGGCGAGUAUUCCCGACUAUAGACCGAGAAGAGCUCUCAAAAGCAGUAUUGAAUCAAGUAAUGCAGAGAUUUGACAGGGAAAGACUCUCUAAUGAUAGCCUAGUCCGACUGGGAAAGCCGGCUUUGUAA